This is a messenger RNA of Emiliania huxleyi CCMP1516, 873 nucleotides long. RefSeq lists its product as hypothetical. The transcript has a single exon. Bases 1 to 873 code for a protein of 290 amino acids. The record is from RefSeq and is a predicted model, not a curated record. NCBI's taxonomy places the organism in Eukaryota, Haptophyta, Isochrysidales, Noelaerhabdaceae.
AUGGAGUAUGGCCAACUCGACCUCAAGGCGCGGCAGCUCGCCACCGGCCUCGAGGACCUUGGGUACGCGGCUGGCAGCGUCAUCAUCUCGGACUUUCCAAACACGGCGGAGAAUCUCCUCCUGCAGUGCGCGCUCGCUCAUGUCGGGGCCGCGAUCGCCACGCCUCCAAAGGACGAGGCGGCAAUGGCGGCUCUAUGCGCGGCGCACGACGUGCGAGGCGUCGUCACGGUGGACGGCAUGGCGCCAACAGCGGGUCCGGCCAAGGCCUUACCGACCGUCUACCUGGAGCUCGAGGAGGGCCUGCGCCCCGCCACGCGUGGCGCCGUCGCCUUUGCCGAGCUCCUCGAGCACUGCCCGCCGCGUGGCGGCGCUCCCGCGGCGACGCCCGAGAGCCUCGUCGGCGUCUUCGGCACCGCGCCGCUCUCUCACGCAGCCGCAGCGGAUCUCGGCGCGGACGCCGCCUCGACGCUUGGCCUCAGCGCCGCGGACCGUGUCUGCUGCUCCGUCACGCUCAUGCACGCCUUCGGGGUGCAGGCCUGCGCCGCCGCAUUCGGAGCGGGCGCCGCGGUCGUCCUGCCGGCGGUCGGCGGCAUCCGCGGCUGCGGCGACCCGAGCCAGCGCGCGAGCGUUACCGCCGACGUGCUCGCAACCAGCGGCGCGACGGUGCUCUUCGGUGACACGCACACGCUGCGGGCGAUGGCGGCGGCGCCUGCGCCGGCGGCGAUGCUCGCGCUGAGGACGGGAGUAAUCAAGAUUGGGUCGGGGAGCAGCUUCUUGCCAGGCGUGCGCGAGGCGCCCGCGCCAAAGGGCGGCGAGCCGCUGCCACUCGAGUAUGCAGGCGUCGCGAUGCACGCGUUUGGAAAGGCAAAGUGA